Messenger RNA from Rotaria sp. Silwood2, 351 nucleotides. The record is from the annotation of a GenBank genome assembly. Lineage: Eukaryota; Metazoa; Rotifera; Eurotatoria; Philodinida; Philodinidae.
AUGUUUUUCAGUAUAAGUGGAAAUGAUCUUAAAUAUACAUCAUUUGUUGGUAAACCAUUUGAAAUUUCAUAUAAAUAUGCUGAAGCAAUAGCUAAUCAAGUAGCACUAGCUAAUGGUCAAUCAAAAAUUGAAAAAGUUUAUUUUAUUGAAGAUAAUCCAGAUGUUGAUAUUGUUGGUGUAAAUAUGUAUAAUUAUUUAUUACAACAAAUGAUGAAUUUAAGAAUAAUAUGUACAGGUGUUUAUGAACCAAAUAAACAAAAACUUGAUGGCAAAAAUCCAUGGAAAUUACCAACAACAAUUAAACUUGAUGUUUUGGAAACUGUCAAAUAUAUUCUUCUAAAGGAAACGUGA